AUGGACGAUCUCUCGAAAAUGUGGAUGAAUCUCUCUUUGACUGAGGAAGAGAGUCUUGAUUUGGAUACGCCGGACGAAGAAUUGCUUGAUGGACUCGAGCGGGGAAAAUUUUGUGUGUUGGGGAAACUGGUCACGGAUCGGAUGAUUAGUAAGGAGACCAUUAAAAUGACCCUACAUUGUUGGUGGAAACCAUUGGGAUCACUUUCAUUCCAAGUUUUGGGAGAGAAUUUGUUUUUGGUGGAAUUCACUAAUGUGGGGGACAAGAAAAGGAUCUUGGAAGGUAGACCUUGGGUUUUUGAAGGAAGUCUUUUUCUCCUUGAGGAUUUUGACAGGCUGAGUUCACCAUCGGAAUAUACUUUCGAGAAAGCUGCGUUUUGGGUGCGAAUGGUUAAUCUUCCGUUGGCUUGCAUGAACCAGACUACUGGACGACGAAUUGGAUCCACGGUCGGUGAAGUGGAGAUGGUCGAUACGAGAGCAGAUGGUAUUGGAUGGGGAGAAUUCCUUCGUGUCAGAAUUUUACUUGAUUUGGCGAAACCUCUGGCACGAGGGAGAAUGCUGAAGGUGAAAGGAAAAUCAAAAUGGAUUGCAUUUCAAUAUGAACGCCUUCCAAAAUUUUGUUUCUAUUGCGGAGUUCUUAGCCAUGAUAAAACAAGGUGCCUUUUCAAGAGCAAGAUGCGUUUCCAGGAGAAUUCCCCGGAGUAUGGAAUGUGGCUGAGGGCAUCAUCGCCGACACGAUGA
Corylus avellana is the source of this 738-nucleotide messenger RNA. RefSeq lists its product as uncharacterized. The record is from RefSeq and is a predicted model, not a curated record. Lineage: Eukaryota; Viridiplantae; Streptophyta; Magnoliopsida; Fagales; Betulaceae.